CGUCGAUAUUUUCUUCCGAAAUCGAUAUCGACAUCCGGACGUCAAAACGGUCAAAACAAAAACACGUGUUUUGGAGUGCUUCAGGACCGUUUUCUCUCCUUGUUAUCACUAAAAUGGACGUUGAAGAGCAAAAUCCCAUGGAGCUGGACGAAGAGGAGUCCUCAGGCGAGGAGUCUAGCGAGGAGAGUGAGGAGGGAGAGGUGUAUUUACCGGGAAAGCCGCUGGAGAACGAUGAGGAGUUGGUGUGCAACGAGAGUGCAUAUGUGAUGCUGCAUCAGGCGCACACGGGGGCGCCGUGCCUCAGCUUUGACAUCAUUCCCGACGACUUGGGGGCGCGCAGAGAGGAAUUUCCUCUCACGGGAUACCUUGUGGCAGGAACACAAGCCGCACGGACGCACGUCAACAAUGUCAUCGUGAUGAAGAUGAGCAAUUUGCACAGGACGAGCAAGCAGAGGGACCCGGACGAGGAGUCAGAGAGCGAGGAAGAGGAUGAAGAAGUUCCGGCAGAGAAAUUGCCUGAGAUGCAUUGCGCGCUGAUGAAGCAUCAGGGCUGCGUGAACAGGAUUCGCGCCACUCGCCAUGGGAACUCUGUCUUGGCGGCCACAUGGAGCGAACUGGGUCAAGUGAACGUGUGGAAUCUCAAUCAGCAGCUGACUCUGGUGAAUGAUUCCAAAUCGCUGGCCAGUUACGAAAAAUCCGGCGAGGCGAAUCGCGCGAAGCCGCUGUUCACAUUCUCUGGUCACCAGAAGGAGGGCUUCGCGAUGGACUGGAGUCCCACAGUGGCAGGAGCGAUGGUCACGGGCGACUGCCGGCGGGACAUUCACGUGUGGCAGCCCGAAGAGGGCGGAUCGUGGAAGGUCGAUCAGCGGCCGCUGGUCGGACACACAGACUCCGUGGAGGAUCUGCAGUGGAGCCCCAACGAGCGCAGCGUCCUGGCAUCGUGCUCCGUGGACAAGAGCAUCAGGAUUUGGGACACGCGCGCCUCGCCAGCCAAGGCAUGCAUGCUCACGUGCGACUCGGCGCACGACAGCGACGUGAACGUGAUCAGUUGGAACAGGAACGAGCCUCUGAUCGUGAGCGGAGGCGAUGAUGGAGUCCUGCACGUGUGGGACUUGAGGACCUUCACCUCCAAGACGCCCAUCGCCACGUUCAAGCACCACACGAACUACGUCUCGACGGUGGAGUGGCAUCCGGCGGACUCGAGCGUCCUGGCGUCGGGAGGCGCGGAUGAUCAGAUCGCGCUGUGGGAUUUGUCCGUGGAGAGAGAUUCUGGUGCCACUGGAGACGAACAGGCGAGCGAGGAGCUGCGAAAUCUGCCGCCGCAGCUGCUGUUCAUCCACCAAGGCCAGACGGACAUCAAGGAACUGCAUUGGCAUCCGCAACUGCCCGGCGUCAUCCUGUCCACAGCGAACAGCGGAUUCAACAUCUUCCGCACGAUAAGUGUGUAGUUAUGAAUAAAGAAAACCGCAAAGGCAACUAUUUCGUUUCUUAUCCUUUUUGUAUGCCUUUUCAUCGUUUGAAGCCAGUCUGAUGAUUUAAUACCUACAAUAGCGAGUUGAUUGUGGCUUAAACUGCCCACACAUGAAUCCUAUCGACUAGUAGACGCUUCUAUAAGACGA
Messenger RNA from Phlebotomus argentipes, 1619 nucleotides. Its product is annotated as glutamate-rich WD repeat-containing protein 1. Lineage: Eukaryota; Metazoa; Arthropoda; Insecta; Diptera; Psychodidae. Bases 114 to 1448 code for a protein of 444 amino acids. Gene Ontology annotation, molecular function: protein binding. The record is from RefSeq and is a predicted model, not a curated record. The transcript is spliced from 2 exons.